CUGACAUCAAGUAGGAGGUAGAGCCCAUUACUAGUAGUAAGAGAUAUAGAAAGAGAGGAAAUAGAGAAAGAAAAAUAGAAUAAGAGAAUUGCAUGUGUGCCUGCAACAUGGCCACAGGCUGGCGGUAUUGAAUCUGCUGGCUGGACUGCGUCUUACGGUCUUACAACAACUCUAAGUCAGUGCUAAAUGGAACAUUACUGUCGAUUAAAGCGGGGGAUCACGUUGCCAUCUUUGGCCGAACAGGCACCGGCAAGACUUCUCUAAUACUCUCCCUUUUAAAGAUGCUUGAGAUUGUUCGAGGCGGCAUCUCGGUAGAUGGUAUAGACUUAUCAACUCUAAAUGUGAAAGUAUGCUCACGCAUAGACGUUGUUUCUGAUGAGGACAUCAUACAAGCACUUCAUCGUGUACGACUAUGGAGCAUUGUUGAUGAGCAAGGAGGGAUAGAUGAAGAGAUUGACCUGUCGUAUUGGUCAGCUGGCUAGAAGCAGCUCUUAUGUUUUGACUAAGCCAUGGCGAAGAGUCGCAGGAUCCUCAUACUAAAUGAGGCAGUGAGUAAGUGAGAUAACUCGACUGCAUCCCAAUGCUAAUGAAUGGUCC
Molecule: messenger RNA, 597 nt
Organism: Trichoderma asperellum CBS 433.97
Lineage: Eukaryota; Fungi; Ascomycota; Sordariomycetes; Hypocreales; Hypocreaceae
Source: RefSeq, a predicted model, not a curated record